UCCUCUUAAGGAAAAGAGCAUAUCGGCUGGACUCGUCAAUCGUUUGGGUGAAUACCUUAAAUGAUCGAUAUCCUAUUCCUAUCGAUAUUAACCGCGUCUGCUGCGCUUAAUGAUUAAUGAGCGAUAGUUAGAGUCUAGUGUGCGCUUUGACCAAAGAGCAGGAAGUAGCCUUGAACUCCUCGCGCUGGGAGCCGAGCAGCAUGAAUGAGGAUGGAUGCAACUCAACUGGAUGUGAACCAGCUGUCCGUCAUGCCGACGCCCACGGGAGCAGACAAGGCACCGUUGUGGCGCGACUCUCGAGGUAUGGCAUGCAGGUCCUGCCCAGCGCCUUCCAGCGUAGGUCGAGGCUGCAGAGGCAGCGGGAGGUCACUGACAGCUGCGCACCGGGGGGGCUACAGAGGGAGGCUCCGGAGCGAGGCUCGCUCACACCCGCCAUGCGUAAAACAUACCUAAAAGAGUUGCUUCAGAGCACCCCGUCGCACGGCGGGUUGAGCAGCGUGCUGUCACAAACUCGCAGCGUGUCCUCCGAGCAGGACGCGGGCUGCGCUUUGUAUCCGAUGGAACACGCGUGGAUGCUGUCUGCCGUGGAGGGAAACUACCAGACUAUCCUGGAGUUCAUCUCCGAGGACCCCUACCUGUUAACCAGGAAGGAUUUCAUCAGCGGGUACUCGGUCCUGCACUGGCUGGCCAAGAGGGGACAGGACGAGACUCUGCUCAAACUUCUGAGGUCCGCAGAAAGUGCGGGGAUCCCUGUGAACGUGAACGUGCGGGGCAGCGGCGGGCUCACCCCGCUGCACGUCGCCAGCCUGCACAGGCAGUACACCGUCAUCAAGCUGCUGGUCGGCGCCUUCAGUGCCAACGUCGAUGCCAUGGACUACAAUGGGAAGAGGGCCUGGCAGUAUCUGGAGGGAGACGCCCCGCUGGAGAUGAGGGAGCUGCUGGGGACCUGGGAUGAUGAGCACAGCUGCGCAUGUGCGCAAAACGUCAACAACAGCGCUGGGGCGAUGAACGUGACCGCACAUGAGCUCGAUCCAGAAGAGACUCAGGCGGUGGACUCCUUUGACCAGACUCAGAAAGGGGGCAGCUGGAGGUUCAGGGUCAUUAGGAAGCUGAUACCCUCCUUUUCGUUUCUUGGUAACAAAAGCUGAGUGGUUAUUACACGAGCCUUCAAAUAUGUGCAUUCUCUCACCGGUUCAGUGGUUCCCAACCUGAGAAUCUUAUUUUUGCUGCUCAAGUCUUAAACAAAUGUUAGCAGCAGCACAGACACUUUCUGGGAAAUGCUCAAACCACUUGGGGUGGACAGUCCAGCUGUAUUCGCAGAAUGUGAAUGGACGUUUGAACUAUGUGUGGAAACAAAUUAUGGGGCUGCCCAAAAAGAGUAGUUUUAUGAAAUACUUAAACCUUCUAAACUGUUCAUGACUUUACCUCUGUGCAUAACUUGGGAGAUGUCUCCAAGACAUUUUAAGGAAGCCAAGCUUGAGAACUGCUGCCAUGUCCACAAAUGAUCUAUUCAGUCGCAAUAUUGCAGUUCCAGAAUUAUUUUGCACUUCAAUAAACUUACAAUUGAC
Messenger RNA from Pseudoliparis swirei, 1568 nucleotides. RefSeq names its product sosondowah ankyrin repeat domain family d (gene sowahd). The record is from RefSeq and is a predicted model, not a curated record. Gene Ontology annotation, molecular function: protein binding. Lineage: Eukaryota; Metazoa; Chordata; Actinopteri; Perciformes; Liparidae.